GAGCAGAUUAAUGGUAAGGCACACUUCACAUGGAGGAUUCACAGUCAAUACAAGCAUGCCGGAUUGUGAGAGCCAUGGCUCUGAGACCAGGAGAGAGAAAGUCAAAUGGGGAAAUCAAAUUUUACUAUGUGGACUAUUACCAUGAUUCUGAUCUGGCUUCUGCAAAGGGAAAGGGAAAUCUGUUCUCAGUUUUGUGCUUUAUUUCUCAAUGUUUCCACAGGACUCCCCCACCCCCUACCUGAAUCCCUAAGGAUGAGCGACCAGGCUCUCCCCACACUUGAACACCUUGCAAUCCAGGGACUGGCAAGUAAUGAACGCUUGGCUAUCUCUGUUGUGGAGGACCUGCCCAAAGUGUUCUUUCCCCCACUGUUCAAGGAGGCCUUCAUCAAGAGACGCAAAAAACUUGUUAAGCACAUGGUAACAACCUGGCCCUACCCAUACCUCUAUAUUGGCCCCCUGCUGUACGACUUCGAUGUAGAUACUUUCAAGGCUGUGUUGGAAGGAGUGGAUAGGCUGAAUUGCCAGAAGGUUCGGUCUAGGAGGUGUAAACUCAAAGAGCUCAAUUUGCUGGAUGUCCAACGUGACUUCCUGGAUAUAUGGACUCCAACACGGGAUGUUCUCCGUGUUCCAGAGGCCCAAAUAGAAGAAGAUUCCAAUACAGUGCUGAGGCAACCACUAAGAGUUCAUGCAGACUAUGGCUUCCUGUUGGGCGUUCUCGAUCAGUACCAUGCGCACUUCAUGAAGUGGGUGAGGCAGAGAUUACAUAAAAUGCGCUUCCGUUUUUAUAAGUUGGUACCAAAAAGGAGAUGAAAGUUGAGACAGGAAAAGCUGUUGGAUCCCCUGGGAUAUUAUGGGAGCAAUCUGUACUCUUAACUCUUUAGGUAUCUGUCUAGCCUCAAAAUAAUCAUUAUGUGACAUAGGUUGGCUUAGAACUCAUUAUGUAGACAACCCGGCUUCCACCUAAAUAAAGCAGUGUACAUCC
Rattus norvegicus (Norway rat) is the source of this 982-nucleotide messenger RNA. RefSeq names its product oogenesin-3-like. NCBI's taxonomy places the organism in Eukaryota, Metazoa, Chordata, Mammalia, Rodentia, Muridae. The record is from RefSeq and is a predicted model, not a curated record.